This is a messenger RNA of Melampsora larici-populina 98AG31, 738 nucleotides long. RefSeq lists its product as uncharacterized. Lineage: Eukaryota; Fungi; Basidiomycota; Pucciniomycetes; Pucciniales; Melampsoraceae. The coding region runs from base 1 to 738 and encodes 245 amino acids. The record is from RefSeq and is a predicted model, not a curated record. The transcript is spliced from 3 exons.
AUGUCGCCCAAUGACAAACCUUCCGAUGAUGAACUUCUCAGGGGCUCUAUCGAAGUCAAAAAGAUAGACCCGUCCAGGUUUCAAGACGCCAUUCCCGAAUUGAAACUUCAUGGCUCCAAUUUCCAUUCGUGGCUUCACGACCUUUCCAACGCAAUUUUGUUGAUGCUGAAUAUCGAUGAAUACUUGCUAAGGCCAAAACCUGUUAUUGAUAACAUUUGGACAGUAUCCAUUGAUGCAAAGUGCCUUGAGUUAAUUCAAAUCUUGCUCACAAAGGAGUUUCAAGUGAUUGUAUCCGACUGCGAGUUCGCCCACAAUGCUGUUCACGAACUCCGAAUUUACCUUCACACACAAGCAUUGGCCAGAGAAUCCAUCGUUGGUUUACAUGACCCGAGCAGCACUGGAUUUGGAAGCAGCACUGAACUUGGACGUCAGUAUGCUUCUAUUCAAUCGGAUACUGAGGAAAUCACUGAUAGACCGAAGCUUCAUCUUAGUCCUUCGAGCACCAUUAUCGGUUUAACCAAUAGACAUGCCCUACGGGCCACUUUAGAAGCCAUAUAUGACACUGGCGACCACGCUACUCACCCAAAACCAUCGUGUUCAUCAGUACUUCAAAUAGGACUUUACCUCAUUCCCAUCUUUACCUCUUUCCAUUCCAGCGGCAAAAUCAAUAAGCCACAGAAUGAGUUUCCAUACCACUUACAUCAAUCGAAUGCACAGGCAUCAAUGACCCAGUUGUGA